GACAAGUUGUGUUAACUGACAACACUGGCAUUAACGUCAAACAGUUGUCAAAAUGGCACGUCAGCAGCAAGAUGUUGAUGAGCUUUUCGAUGUUAAAAAUGCAUUUUACGUUGGAAAUUACCAACAAGCAAUCAACGAGGCACAAAGUGUAUCUCCAUCAACGCCUCUGAUCGCACUGCAACGCGAUGCAUUCCUGUAUCGAUCGUACAUCGCACAAGGGAACUAUAGGAUUGUGGUGCAAGAGUUGAAGACUGCCGAUCCUAUGCUGCAGCCGCUCAAGUCGCUAGUGGAUUACCUAUCACCUGGUGCCAACAAGCCAGCGAUUGUGGCUGAUAUUGAUGCCCGAGUAGCUAAAGGCACAGAGCUGUCAAAUGAAAUCUUCCUGAUUGUAGCGGCCACCAUCUACUACCAUGAGGACAACUACGAAGCAGCACUCAAAAUCCUUCACAAUGCUGAGUCUCUGGAGUUGCGAGCAUACACCCUGCAGUGUCUGCUGGCUAUGAACAGACCAGACCUGGCUCGGAAGCAGCUGAAGUUGUUACAAGAUAUCGAAGAUGAUAGCACGCUCACCCAGCUGGCUCAAGCGUGGUUGAACUUGUCACAGGGUGGACCAGGAGUGCAGGACGCGCACUACAGUAUCAUGGAGCUGUCGGAGCGGCUCGGCGCGCUGGGCGCCGGCCCUGCUGCCGUUGGUGCCGCAGCCGCUGCGUCGAGAGGCAUGUGGGAGGAGUCUGAGCAGAUGCUGACGGAGGCGCAGGCGCGGACGCCGCAGCAGCCCGACCUGCUGCUCGGCCUCGCCGUCACCGCCGCGCACAGCGGGAAGGCGCCAGAGGUAUUCAACCGCUACAUAGCCCAGCUGCUAGACAGCCACCCCGAGCAUCCUUACGCGAAGGAGCACCUCGCCAAGACCAACGAGUUCAAGCGUCUCGCGGCGCAGUACCAGCCCUCCGUGCCCAGCUAGACCUUACGCCCUUAGACAUAGAGUCGAAUAUCACUUGCUUGUAUUGAUGUAUGUGAAUUGAAGAGAAAGUAUAUAAUUUUAUUAUAAUA
Helicoverpa zea (corn earworm) is the source of this 1050-nucleotide messenger RNA. RefSeq names its product coatomer subunit epsilon (gene epsilonCOP). Gene Ontology annotation, molecular function: protein binding; structural molecule activity. The coding region runs from base 53 to 961 and encodes 302 amino acids. The record is from RefSeq and is a predicted model, not a curated record. Gene Ontology annotation, cellular component: COPI vesicle coat. The transcript is spliced from 7 exons. Lineage: Eukaryota; Metazoa; Arthropoda; Insecta; Lepidoptera; Noctuidae. Gene Ontology annotation, biological process: retrograde vesicle-mediated transport, Golgi to endoplasmic reticulum; endoplasmic reticulum to Golgi vesicle-mediated transport; intra-Golgi vesicle-mediated transport.